Molecule: messenger RNA, 1815 nt
Organism: Lolium perenne
Lineage: Eukaryota; Viridiplantae; Streptophyta; Magnoliopsida; Poales; Poaceae
Product: glucan endo-1,3-beta-glucosidase GIV-like
Biological process (GO): carbohydrate metabolic process
Molecular function (GO): hydrolase activity, hydrolyzing O-glycosyl compounds
Source: RefSeq, a predicted model, not a curated record
ACCCAAAGUUGGACCAGCAAUGCGGUCACGCGGAUAAAAGGUGAACCGUCAGCGGGUCUUACUUUAAAAACCGCAGUCCCCACUCCUCGUCCCUAUCAUCCAUUCCCCUCCCGCCAACUAUGCCCUAAUAGCCGACCGCCGGACCAUCUUCCCAUCCGGCAAGAUGCCGCAGAAGUGGCUCAGCUGUGCGAAGAUUGACCACAAGGCUGGGUCUCGUCUUCCGACCAUCACCAUGUUGGCACACCCUGCCAAAGGGACAUGACAAAUGUGUCAACGAUGGUGGACCAGGUGUACUGGCUCAUAGUAUCAAAUAUAAUUUCAGUGCAUUUAUUUAUGUUUCCAGAUAUAUGGGAGCUGUGCCCAACAAUAAUGAGCAAAUCUUGAAAAUUCAUUUUGAGGAUCUUUCACCUUGGAACAUAAAUGUAGCGGGAAUUAAUAGAUUUUAUUGUAUGUGACAGCUCAGAAAUUGCAGAACUGAGCUGUGAAAGUCUGCAGGUGAACUGUGAAUGACGAGGUAGAGAAGAUGGGGGAGAAAUAGUCAAGGAAAGUUGUACACUAUCGUAAUUUCACACGUUGAGCGCCAGUACAAAUAUGGGGUCUCCGGCCGGUUUGUGACACAUAGUGCUGGCGUACAUCACACUGUAAAAUAAAAGAGAGCAGAAUACUGAGGGCCUUACGCAGGAGUCGAUGUCGGGCAUGAGAGGCUUUGCUCCGGUGCUUGCAGCGGCGUUGCUCGCCGGAGUCUUGGUCGCCUGCGUCCCUGCAGGCGUGAAUUCCGCCGUUGUCGGCGUGUGCUACGGCACCAAGGGCAGCAACCUCCCUCCGCCGCAAGACGUGGUGAAGCUCUACCGCUUCAACACCAUCUACAGCAUGCGCGUAUACUCUGUCGAGCCUGCCAUCCUCGACGCGCUCCGCAACACCCAAGUCGAGGUCAUGGUCGGCACCACCAACGACGACGUCGCGUUCCUCGCCCGCAGCGCCUCCAACGCUGCCUCCUGGGUCCAGACCAACGUGAAGCCCUACUACAAAGAUGUUAGAAUCAGGUACAUCGUCGUCGGGAACGAGCUCACGGGCGGCGCCGCCCAAAGCGUCGUCACCGCCAUGCGCAACCUCAACAAUGCCCUUGGCGACGCCGGUUUUAGUAGCAUCAAGGUGUCCACGGCGGUGGGGAUGGACGUUAUCACCAACUCCUUCCCGCCGUCCAGCGCCGUGUUCGCGCAGUCCUACAUGACGGAAGUGGCGCGGUUCCUGGCAAGCAUCAACGCGCCGCUGCUCGCCAACGUGCAACCCUACUUCGCGUACCAGGGAAACCCUGGCAGCAUCAGCCUCAGCUACGCCCUGUUCCGGCCCGGCGCGCCGCCGGUGACGGACAGCGGGAACGGGCUGGUGUACACCAACCUGUUCGAUGCCAUGGUGGACGCCAUGUAUGCCGCGCUGGAGAAGGCCGGGGCGCCGGCCGUGUCGGUGGUGGUGUCUGAGAGCGGGUGGCCGUCGGCGGGAGGGGUGGGAGCGACAGUGGAGAACGCGAGGGCCUACAACCAGGGGCUGAUCGACCAUGUGGCCUACGGUAAGGGCACGUUUGAGAAGCCUGGGCCUUUCGGUACCCCAAAGAAGCCUGGGCCGAUGGAGGUGUACAUCUUCUCCAUUUUCAGUGAGAACCAGAAGCCCGGGGACGAGACACAGAGGAACUUUGGGCUCUUCUACCCUACCAACAAAGUGCCCGUGUAUGGCAUUAAUUUUGCAGGAACACUGCCACGUUAUUAGAUUGUUGUGCACGGAUCUUAAAAUGAAAUGAAAUUCGAAUAAAAUUUUGUC